AUGGACUACUCGCGGCUGAAAGCUGCUGCUAUGCAGGGCGGCGAAGACGAAGAAGCCGUCACUGUCGAUACCCGUGCCUUGAUCGAUAAGGUCCUUGCCAGAUACUCCGGCGAAUGGACAACAUUGCGAGAGCUGAUCCAAAACGCCGCCGAUGCCCAAGCAACGACCGUAAAGGUCAAGUGGGAGACAUUGCCUUCGACUUCAGUAGCACUUCCAGCUACCACGAACCGUUCCGAACUCCUCAAGCAUGUUAUUGCGAACCACACACUGCGUCGCUUGGUCGUGGCAAACGACGGUCAGCCAUUCACCAAGACGGAUUGGGGAAGAUUGAAGAGAAUUGCUGAGGGAAACCCCGAUGAAACAAAGAUUGGCGCAUUUGGUGUUGGAUUCUACAGCGUCUUUGCCGACUGCGAAGAACCCUUUGUGAGCUCCGGAAACGAGGCCAUGGCAUUCUACUGGAAAGGGAAUGCUCUCUUCACCAAGAAGUCUACUCUGCCCGCGGACCAGAGCAGUUCCGACACUACCUUUGUCCUCGACUACCGCAAUUCCACCACGCCUUUGCCGAAUCUUCUGUCCGUCAGUCAGUUCCUCGCCACGAGUCUGACCUUUGUUGCUCUGCAGCAUGUCGAGUUUUGGAUAGACGACUACAAGAUUCUGGAUCUUCACAAAAAGACCUCGCCUAGCCUCGACGUGCCCAUCCCGAGAGACAUCGAAACACGGACAAGAGAAGGGUUGAUGAAGGUCAAUUCUGUCGAGCGCACCAGCACUCAGAUCGAUGCAGCUGUUAUGAGUGUCGCCGGAUGGAAGCCCAAGGCUGCAACGGCGGCCAAGGCAGCCGACCAGUACGGUCUUGGGUCCGAAGUCCCAUCGCUCCGAAGCUUCUUCUCGAGACUGACAUCCAGCGCUUCACAAGCCACUGCCAAAGGAAAGCAGCUGAAAGAGGAAGCAGCGGCUCAGGAGGAGAUCAGCGAGGAUGUCACCAAGAUUUCUACCUCGACCAUCUUUCUCCGAGUAACAACCGCCUGGGUCAAGACCAGUGUAUCGACAUCAUUCGCCACGGAGCUGGAGCGUGCCACGAAGAAACCACCGCCAAAGACUACAAAGCUUGCCAUCCUCACUUCAUCGUACGACGAAACCAUGGCUUCAGAGAGCUCACGCUCCGACACCAUCUCUAAGUCGGUGGACGUAUUCGCUUCAGUACUGCCCAGUAAGAAACCAGGUGGCCGCAUCUUUAUUGGGUUCCCUACAACACAAACAACUGGUGCCGGUAUGCACAUCUCCGCUCAGUCAGUUAUCCCUACUGUUGAGCGUGAGGCGAUUGACCUCAAUGCACGAUGGGUCAGAACAUGGAACAUCGAAAUGCUCCGAGCGGCUGGUAUCAUGACAAGACUUGCAUUCAUCAAUGAGAUGAGCGACCUCGAUUCAAAGAUAAAGAAACUGGUUGGAGCUGCAACCAAGAUUCCGGCUGAAGACCUUGCCAAGCUCUUACCCGAAGCGCUUCACAUUCUCAAGACAUUCACUUUCACUGACUCCACACCAAGCGGCCAGGUUUCCCAGAUUCUUGAGGAAGCAUUCUGGACGGCUUUCAAAAAGGCUUCCAUCGAAGUCUUUUCUUCCCGGGGGGUCCUGUCCAGUACCAAGGUGCGACUUGGCUCCGAUGAGCUCAGCAAAUUUGUUGAUACCAUCCCUGUUGUGCCUCGCGAGCUUAUGGAGAACGCUUUCGUGAGGAAGCUGAUGGACUUUGGUCUCAUCAGCCCAAUCACUGUGGAUGACGUUCGGACAGAGCUGGAGACCAAGGCCAUGAACAAGGAGCAACUCAUCAACUUCAUCAGCUGGGCCGGAAAGAAGGCCCUUAGCGGAGAGUUGGAUCCUCCCAGCAAAGCCCGUCUCCUCGAUGUUGCUGUCGCGACUGUCAGCGAGGAUGGUAGUGACCAAGGCGAUAUCAUUGCGCUUGGUUCCAUCACGAACUACCAGGCAGCAAACAAGAUUCCAGCGAAUCUGCCCAUUCCGCCGAGUACUAUCCCUCUGGCAUACACCACCACCUGUUCCGCUCCCGAGUUACAGGCUCUUGGUUGGGAGCCUCUUGAGAUUGUGCCUUGGCUGCGGUACUUGCUCGAGUUCAGUUCCAGCAGACCUGACGAACAGAAUCUGAAAAAGUCUUCCAAGUUCGCAGUUCAAGUUCUUACAGUGCUGUCCAAGAACUGGGACAACACCAGCCAAAGUUCCAAAGGGACUAUUGUUACCCUUCUUCAAGCUCAUACCGUCAUGCCGACAAAGACUGGUAUGAAGAAGCCAACUGACUCUUUCUUCCCUAGCGUCAAGCUUUUCGACGACCUGCCUACCAUUCAGGGCUGCCAGGGCUUGAAGGAGAAGUUUCUUUCAGCCAUUGGAGUGCGCAAAACUGUCGAUCUUGACACCAUCUUCUCUCGACUCUUGAGUCCUUCAGCCGAGGGUGGUGCCCAGAGGUGGAGCCAUAUGGAACUCAUCAAGUACCUUGCCUCUGUCAAGGACGAUAUUCCGGCUGCCGACAUGAAAAAGCUUAAGGAGACCCGUUUCUGUCCCGCAGAAGCCGGACCAAAAGCCGCGGAGCCCACCAAAGGCACUACUGAGUUGUACAAGGUCUCGGAGUUGUUUGAGCCCCAGGACACACUGAGAGCUCUCAGACUGCCAGUUUUGCAGUGGCCUGGUCCACCCGGAAGUUACAGGCCAAACAGUCCUGAAGGUCGUUUCUUAUCGACCUUGGGCCUACGGCCAUACCCGUCUGUUAUAGAGAUGGUCAAUAUGAUGUCUUCAAAUGAUGCGGAACUGAGGGUGUCCGCAAUGACCUACUUCAUUACAAACCACCACCUCAACGGCUACGGAGCUUUCAAUCUCGCUGAUAGUCGCAAAGCUUUCUUGCCUCUUCAGAAUGACAACCGACUGGUUACACCCUCGGCUUGUUUCACGAACGAUCGUGCCGCCGUUCUGGGCUUUGAUAUUCUUAAGAAGGAGCUUCAUGUGCAUGCUAACAAGUUCGGUGUGGCGAGGGACCCACCCAUCGCUGAGUGCGUCUCUCGUUUGCUGGCCAAGCCACCUCAGGAUCGACAGGCCGCAGUCACUCUCUUCGAGUACUUUGCUCUGCGUAUCGGUGAUCUGGGCGAAGGCAGCCUGGCCAAGUUGCGAGAUGCACCUAUUGUUCCCGUCACAAGGAAAUCUCGUGAUGGCAACGAGAAGUCCGGUUCUUACACCACCCAUAUCAGCCCCCGGCGGUGCUACUUGGGUACCUCUGCAACGUAUGGCGACAUCUUUGACUUCGUCGACUAUGGGGCAAAUGCCAACACUUUCUUGUUUAAGUGUGGCGCCAAGAACGAACCAACGAAGCCAGAGAUUGCACAUCUUGCUUGCAGCGAGCCUGCUCGACUUCUCAGCAUCCUUCAGAGUCCGGAUAAGUACCUCGCUCUUUUGAAGUCACUGGCCGAGAACAUGUCAACUCUGAAGAGGGACAAAGAACUCAUCAGAAAAAUGAAGUCUUCUCCUUUCCUGCUCGCCGCCAAAGAGAUUGCAUCGCCACCAUCCAAGGACAAGCUUAUUGACAUCGAUGACGACGACGCGCCUAUCAAGCAGUACCAGCUAGCCGCGGCCAACCGCAUUGUCAUUCUGGACGACAUUAUCAGCUAUCGCCUGUUCAAGGAUUACUUGAUUACUGCACCUGAAGAGGAAGUUCUGGAAGAGUUUUACCACCAACUUGGCGCUUCGACGUUGAGCUCGCUCGUGCAAGAGGAGGUGAGGAUUGGUCCCCAUGUAGACAAGCAAGACCGGGCAGCCACAUUGCGAAAGCACGUCCUUGAGCGCUCCAAGAUCUUCCUCCACGAAUAUUCGAACUACCGACGGGACUAUAUCAAGCAUGAUGCCAAGUGGCUGGAGAAGAGCUUACAAGUCGAACUUGUUCGUUCCGUCGCACUUCGUCGCUCGCUCAAGGGCCAUAGUCACUCUCAUACGGAGAAGAGAUCUGCCGCCAGUGCUCAGUCCGGGUCAACCUGGAUUCUGUACGUGGCAGCUGAAGGACAACCUGAUAUGUACCAGGUCGGCCAGGCCAUCUGCCAGCUCCUCCUGUCUCGGCCGAAUCAGCAAGCUUAUCUCUUUUUCGAGCCCUUCCUUACCCUUGACCUUUACGGAUUGCGAGCCCGAGGUUACAACGUCGACCGAAUUCUGCGAGCCAAGGCUGCUGAGGCAAGGUUUGCUGAGGAGGAGCGUCGGAAGGCACUGGAAGCUGAGCAGAAGCGGAUUCAAGAAAAAGAGCAAGAAUGGGGCCAGCAAGCCAAGGCUGCUGAGGCUGCUCGGCAGGCCACGAGAACCCCCGAGCCAGUCAUGCCGGGCUCCUUUAUGAAUGACAGUCCGGAUGACUCUCACAAGCUACCCCCUCCACAACAGUCACGGAAGGGCAAGGGUCUCUUCUCAAACCUUACGCGUCGCUUUGGCUUCGACACAAAUGAGGACGAUGAGGCGGAAGACCAGCUUCAGAAAUUCAUCGACAAGCCACUUGAGAACCAGUCGCAAGGCGUUCCACCCCAUCCCAGCAGCGAUACACAUAAGCCGAAGGACGAUGGCCGCGUGACGAACCCGGCAACCGUCGGACAGAACCUGCUGAACGCCAUCAACUCUACCAGAGCUCAUGACUCUAACACUGUCUUCUCGCCACCGAGCGUAAACGAAGUCAAGGAACAGGCCACGUACUGUGACAGCACCCCGUCGCAGAAUAUUGUUUUCGCGGCUGAAGCAUCGAAUGGAAUGAAGGUCUUCGUCUCCAAGAAUCUAUCAAUGGAACCGGUUCAGUUCCUCUCAAAUUACCACGGACCCAUCAAUGCGUUCGCCUCUCUUCUCACAGAGGUUGGCGGCGUUUACUCGCUCUCUCCACGAGUUCUUCACAUUUUCUACGACGAGUCAGGUUCCACCAUUGCAUUCAACAGCAGCGGCAGUGUAUUCUGCAAUCUGCGGUUCUUCUUGCAGCUGCAUGCAAACAAAAUGACCAGAAACCUAUCAGGCGAGGCAAAGGCCGAGGCGGCCGUGUGGUGGUGGGUUGUGCUGGCUCACGAAUUGGCGCACAAUUUGGUUCAACCUCACAACUCAGACCACAGCUACUACACGUAUGUUAUUGUUUCUUUGGCUUUUCUGGAUAACAAUCUAACAUCGCACAGUGAAUCAUUCAUCCAGCAAUACUUCGCCAAGAUGGUGGUCAAAACAGCACAGUGGACUCAGCAGGCCGCUUCUGCUCCUCCCGCUCUUCCACCGGCCCCCUCCCAGUCUCAAACUCAGGCGCAGCCGCCCCCUUCCUAUCAAGAGAGCAAUAGACAGCCGCCAGGCAACUCAAGAUACACCUUGUUUGAUUAG
Molecule: messenger RNA, 5367 nt
Organism: Colletotrichum spaethianum
Lineage: Eukaryota; Fungi; Ascomycota; Sordariomycetes; Glomerellales; Glomerellaceae
Product: Sad1-interacting factor 2
Exons: 1
Coding region: 1-5367 (1788 amino acids)
Source: RefSeq, a predicted model, not a curated record